CGAAGCGCAGCGCGAGAGUACCUGCUACUUUCCACUAUGCGCGGUGCGGUGAAGCAAACCCACCGCUCUUGACGCCCCUACUGUAUAUCUGGUGCGGUUUUCUCUCGCUGUGUGCACUUGGCUACAGUUGUAGUUCUUAAAGGUGUUUGAAUUCGACUCUCGUAUAGGCUACCUAUUUUAAUGAAUGUAUGGGAUUGCCCCAACGUUUAUUUUCAAAUCAUUUACGUUUAAUGCAAGACGUAUAGUUUCUUCAUGGCGUCUCAACAGCAGUCAAGAAUUCAGUCCUAUCUGGAGAAAAAUAAAAUUGGACCGCUGUUUGAGGAGAUGAUGACCAGUCUGAUAAGUGAGACCCCAGAUCACCCUAUUCCUUUUCUCAUCAAUCACCUGCAGACCAAGCAAGGCAGCCCCGGCAAGCUGCACAGGACACUGUCGGGCUCCGCCGCACUGUGGGCCCAGAGCUCUGCAGGAGAGAGUAAAGGACGCCGUGACUUCAGGAGUUAUGAGAAGCCCUGGCAGAUCCAUCCUAAGAAACCCAAGAAGUCUAAGAGUGAUCUGGCUGUGUCUAACAUCUCCCCUCCCUCACCAGAGUCCAAGUCCCUGCCGCGGUCCAUAGAGCAUCCAUCGUGGGAGUGGAGGGAGAGCAAAGACUUUGAUGAGCUCAACCACAUCCUGCAGGAGAGCAAGAAGCUGGGCAAGGCUCUGGAGAACCUGUCACGCAGUAUCGCUGCUUCUGAUGAACUUGAUCAGAACCUUGGGGGGUAUAACUCAGUGCUGCGGCCCAGGGUUGUGGGGGAGUGGGUGGGCAGGGAGGAAGAGGAUCCAGACCCCCUGGCAGCAGAGAUGCUCCAGCCCCCAGUCCCAAGGAACAAGACUGAGGUGUGGGGGAGGGCCAAUAACAGCCCCGCCUUGAGUGUGAAGAUGGAGGGGAAGAGUAAAGGGUUGAAGCAGCAGCAGCAGCAUCACAAGAAGCUCCUGGCGGCCAUGUUGUCCCAGGAUUCCUUUGACUCCGCCCAUAGCUCCGCCCCCUCACUCACCGAGGAGGAAAUAGAGGAUGAGGAUGAUGCCAUGGAACUGUUGGGUGUUUUUAUAGGAGAAAGGGUGGCCCCUGUUAGCGUCAAAAUGAAGAUGCAUCUGACAAACAAGGACCUAGAUGACCUGCGUAUGGAGGGGGUAACAGGACUGGCCCCGUCAGGAAGUAAGUUCAGUCAGGGUCGUAGCUCCUACCUCCCAGAGCCCCAAGCCAAGGUCACACUCAACAUCUGCUCAAGGUGUGCAAGGCUGCAGGGGGACAGUCUGUCAGAUGCCAGUAGACCAGAAGAGGACCAGCACCAUGGACCCUCCCAGCAUGGAUCACCUCAACAUGGACCUCUCCAUGGAUCGUCUCAUCCCCUGCUCCCAGAGCAUGCUGCUGUCAACAUGCCUGAUGGAAAUGGGCCUUGUGGACCCCCCCAUCACUUACAACCUGUGCCUGAUAUCUCCUGUUGUUUUCCCGGGGUGGACACAGCGCCGGUUCGAGACCAGGCAUGCGAGAAUGUGUCUCAGGUCUCUUUCCCACGUCAGGCAGUCUGGGAGGCUGAUGUGAAGGUGGUUAAAGGAGUAGGAGGAGGGAGCUCGUCCAGGGAGCUGCUGGGACAGACGGGGGGACUGCUGCUAAGUGACUCCCUCUUCUCUAAAGAACUAGAAAACAUGGGCAAACACCUCGCUGAGGUGGAGAAGGACCUGGCCAAACUGGCGGAGCAGGGGAAACUAGCCCAGCGGAGCCCCAACAGCCCCCACAGUAGUCUGCUCCUCACCCCUCUGUUCCACACCUCCCUCCCGGGGGGAACCCUCCCCAACACUCUACCCUUACCAGGCCAGACCUCCAGACCCCAGUCCCCCGUCCUCAGCGCCCGCUCAGCCAAGCCCAGCUCCAUAGGCUACCCCCUGGUCAGCCCCAAACUUAGCCCUCUGCUCACCCGGAAACCAACCUCUCUCACCAUGACGACUGGUCACAGAACUCAUUCUCCCAGCAACCCCGGCAGCAGAACUACAACUCCUAGAACCCCCAGCAGCAGGCCCAUGACCCCCAACAGCCUGCUGACCUCCAGGUCGGCCAUGACGGCCGUGACCCCAGGGGUUGGAGGUCACGGGGGUCAUAAGGAGGUGACGUUCAGGAGGUCGAGGAGCAGACCGGUGACCCCCACCAGUCAGCCGACCCGACCCAGGCCCCUGCUCACCCCUCCUGGGCUGAGUACGACAGAUAGUCUGGGCAAGGCCUCCAGCCUCAGGGCCUAUCUGUCAGAGGAUGAGUUCUACCAGCAGCUGCAGGCCAUCAGACAGCCAUGGCACAUUCCCAGUGACACAGAGAGUGACCUUCUGGAACCACCUGAGCAGGACAAGUGUGGGGUACAAGAUGCCAAUAAGAGAUCCGUGUUCUCAGGCCUAUAGUGAUGAAGACCAGAGAGAGAGACAUUGAUCCAAUCAAAUAAUUAUGCAAACCACUGGGUAUUUUCAAUAUUGUGUACAGAGACCAUUAUUUUUUAUAAUUCACUCAGUGAGGAAUAUAAAAAAAGAUUGUAUACUUUUUCCACAGAGGUUGAUAUUUCUGAGACCAUGUAGCACCAAGAUGUGUGAACUAUUGUCAAAAAUAGGACAACUUUAGAGUAUGAAGUAUGAAAUAUAACUGAAUAUUUCUUUGUGCUUGCUAUUUUAGCAUGCUUACGUCUUUAAAGGAGUUGAAAGAAAAAUCUAGAAGCAUACUUUGAAACAGUAGCACAUGUACUGUACUGUACUGUAUAGAGCCAAUCUCUGAAUAGGCACUUAAGGGCUGGUUUUUAAAGUGGAAUGGCUUUCAAGGGAAUAAAAUAAUGGAGCAGAUAUUCACCUUGAAUUGAAGAUUAUUUUCCCCCACACUACAUUCUGUAGCCUGAUCCCAGAUCUGUUUUUAUUUUAAACCUAAAGCUCCAUUGUUUAAAAAAACAGUAGCUGGUAUGCAGGCUUUCGUACAGAUACUCACCUUGAUUUGAAAAGGAUAUCCUUCCUUCUUUUGCACCAAAUUUAGUUCAUUCUAAAUUCUGUUCAUUCUAAAUUCUGUUAAUAACUUGAAGAGUGUUUCUUCAUCACACCAUGGGUCUGUUCAGGAGACUGCGACAUAAGAACUUGCCCCUGGUAAGGGAAGCCUGGAAUCCCGAUUCCUCCUUCCGGGAUUUCUUGGGAAAACCUAGACAUUUUGGGAAAGGUAACAAUCCUGGUCUACACUGUUAUGUUGAUCUACGACUGUUCCUUUUGUAGCUAUGAGUUUUGUUAUACUUCUGUUGACAUGCAAAUACUUACAAAAUGGAUAAAAGAUUGUUUCUUUUUUAUGUACUGACUGAACCAUUGAAUAAAAACCUGGAAGUGA
Messenger RNA from Oncorhynchus keta (chum salmon), 3379 nucleotides. It is a transcript of the gene c4h8orf34, whose product is annotated as chromosome 4 C8orf34 homolog. Lineage: Eukaryota; Metazoa; Chordata; Actinopteri; Salmoniformes; Salmonidae. The record is from RefSeq and is a predicted model, not a curated record. Bases 253 to 2427 code for a protein of 724 amino acids. The transcript has 16 exons.